Molecule: messenger RNA, 402 nt
Organism: Panicum hallii
Lineage: Eukaryota; Viridiplantae; Streptophyta; Magnoliopsida; Poales; Poaceae
Product: basic blue protein-like
Exons: 2
Coding region: 1-402 (133 amino acids)
Cellular component (GO): plasma membrane
Molecular function (GO): electron transfer activity
Source: RefSeq, a predicted model, not a curated record
AUGGCACGAGCCACCACCGGCAGUGGCAGCAGCAUUUUCAUGGCGCUCAUAGGCGUCAUGGUGGUAGUUGCACAAGGCAACGAUGGCGGCAAGGCUGCUGCAGACUCAAGGCUGUGGCCUGUCGGCGACAGUGCCGGCUGGAGCUUCGGCGUCCUUGGAUGGCCCAACUACAAGCCCUUCAAGGCCGGCGACAUACUCUUGUUCAGUUACAAGCACGGCGCGCACAACGUUGUGCAAGUGAACACGGUGGCGCAGUACAGCAUGUGCGAGGUGCCCCGCAACGCCACGGUCUGGAGCUCCGGGAACGACCGCAUCACCCUUGCCCGUGGCAUGUCCUUCUUCGUCUGCGGCAUCCCCGGACACUGCCAGAAAGGCAUGAAGAUCGUCGUCACGGCAAGAUAG